UCAAAAUCAUGGAUUCACCUUUCUGUGGAUAUCCCAAUUUCAACGAUCAAACCCUUUUACUCGAUAUGUUGAACGAGUACCCAAGUGUUGACCCUUUUGAUCAUCUUAGCUUUUUGGACCCAAACCCCAUGAACUCUGCUCUGUCUUCGAGCUUUAGCCCUGUAGGAGAUGAUGGUGAGUUUUCUAACACUGUGAUCAAGCACAUAAAUCAGGUGCUUAUGGAGGAGGACAUGGAGCCAACACCAUGUCUGUUCCCUGAUCCUUUGGUUCUUCAAGCCACUGAGGAGUCUCUUUGUGAGAUUACUGGAGCAAGGAAGUUCUCAACUUCCCUAGACCAAAACCCUCUUUGGGUUGAUCAAAAUGAGUAUGGAAAUGGAAAUGGGAUGGUGGGUUCUUAUAGGAGUGAGCUUAUGGUUCCUGAUGAGGUUAGUAAGAAGGAAUUGUUAGUGCAAUUUGACCGAGGGGCAGAGGACGGUAGUAAGUUUCUUCCUAGAGGUCAGUUGAUUACAGCGGAGGGCAACAAGCCGUAUACUGUGGCGAAUAGCAAGGCAGGAAAUGUGGUUGUUAGGACCCAGAAGAAUGGAAGUGAGCAUGUCCGUGUUGGUUCAAGAGGAAAGAAUAGUCAUCUGAGGGAGGAGAUAGAGUUGGAGGAUGGGAGGAAUAAAGAGGAUCAAGUCUGUCAGAAUGGAGCUAACAAUGGCCUGCAGCAGGAUGUGCUAGUCAGUCAGAAGGCUUGUGGCAUGAAACGAGGCAACAAGAAGGAAGUGAUAGAUUUGAGGUGUCUUCUGAUUUCAUGUGCAGAAGCUGUUGCUGUUGAUGAUCGAGGGACUGCUAGUGAGCUACUAAAGCAAAUUAGGCAGCACUCUUCCCCAUUUGGUGAUUAUACUCAGAGGUUGUCUCAUUGCUUUGUAAAUGCUCUUGAAGUGCGGUUGGCUGGCACUGGAAGUGAACUAUAUACUACUUUGGCUACUAAACGAGCAUCACCUGCAGAUUUUUCAAAGUUUUACCGAGCUCUUAUUGCAGUCUGCCCGUUCCUGAAGAUGUUGAUGAUCUUUGCAAACCAAAUGAUUAUAAAAGCUGCUGAGAAAGCAGAAACACUUCAUAUAAUAGAUUUUGGUAUCCGGCAAGGUUUUCAAUGGCCUGCUCUCAUUCAUUGCCUCUCAAGAAGACCUGGUGGACCUCCCAAAUUACGCAUUACAGGGUUAGAGCUUACCUUAAGUGGUUGUCAUCCAGAAGAAACAGUCCAAGAGACAGGGCAUCGCUUGGCAAAUUAUUGUAAGCGAUUUAAUGUCCCUUUUGAGUACCAUGCCAUAGCCAAGAAGUGGGAAACUGUCCAACUUGAUGAAUUGAAAGUUCAAAGAAAUGAGGUUCUUGCCGUUAAUUGUCUCUGUCGAUUUAAGUACCUCCUUGAUGAGACAGUUAUGGUAAAUAGUCCGAGGGAUACUGUUCUAAAUAUAAUUAGAAAGUUGAAUCCUGAUAUUUUUGUCCAAAGUGUUGUUAAUGGAUCCCAUGAUGCACCGUUCUUUGUUCCACGCUUCCGAGAGGCACUAUUCCACUUCUCUGCAUUGUUUGAUAUGUUGGAUACUACUUUGCCUCGUGAAGAUCAGGUGAGAUUGGGGUUUGAAAAAGAGUUUAUUGGACGUGAAGUUAUGAAUAUAGUUGCUUGUGAGGGCAAUAAUAGAAUUGCGAGGCCUGAAACAUAUAAGCAGUGGCAGAUUCGAAACAUGAGGGCUGGUUUUAGACUGCUGCCAUUGGACUAUGAAGUUGUGAACAAAAUAAAGGAUAAGGUAAAAAUGGAGUACCACCCGAAUUUUGUGGUUAAUGAAGAUGGCCACUGGAUGCUGCAUGGUUGGAAGGGUAGAAUGAUGUUUGGUUGUGCCUGUUGGGCGCCAAGUACGACUUGAAAUGCUUGACUGUUAGAAUUUAUUAAAGACGUAGAUGGAAGGGAUCCUAAGUAAUUAGGAUUUGUAUUCUUGUUAUUCUGUUACUGCCUUUUCAUAUUAGGGUAAAUCUUAUCUUACCUUGUUUAGCACUAGAACCCCUAGAAUUGUGGAUCUAUAGCAUAUCUAGAUGUGUAUAUACUGUAACAGUCUGCUGAG
This is a messenger RNA of Fragaria vesca subsp. vesca, 2099 nucleotides long. RefSeq names its product scarecrow-like protein 14-like. The record is from RefSeq and is a predicted model, not a curated record. Gene Ontology annotation, molecular function: DNA-binding transcription factor activity; sequence-specific DNA binding. Lineage: Eukaryota; Viridiplantae; Streptophyta; Magnoliopsida; Rosales; Rosaceae. The coding region runs from base 9 to 1904 and encodes 631 amino acids. Gene Ontology annotation, cellular component: nucleus. The transcript has 2 exons. Gene Ontology annotation, biological process: regulation of DNA-templated transcription.